UCCAGGUUAGUUGCUGUUACUGGCAAAUUCAAGCAGCAGUAAAUACAGGUGGUGCCCCCCGGCAGGUGGGAGCGGGGCCGCCUGCAGCAGAGGAUGCAGGCAGGUACCAGGUGCUGCCAGAGGCUGGAGCUGUGGCCUCAUGCAUGGCUUGGACUUCCCAGAUAAAGUUUCUCAGCUUGGUCCCAGGUGUGAGUAGCCUUUUGGAGCAGGAUGUACGUGUGUAGUGGUGGGAGCAUGCAGCUCUGCACUUCCCACUGAGGCUGAUGCCUUGCCAGAGCUUAGAACAAGCAGGUACACACUGGUGGCAGCCUUUCCCUGCUUCAGAAAACGCAGCACAGCUGAACUGGCAAACAACUGAGACCUAGAAUUUCAAAUAAUGAGCUGCUGAAAGGAGAUGCAGGGCAGCAGUGGCCGUGGAGGGUAUCCCUGAGCGUGCCAUGUCUCCUCAAAUCCACAUGUCUCAGGGGGACAGUCCCCCCAGGUCAGUGGCACAGGUGAUCUAAGGAAACCCCAGCAGAUCACUCUGCUGACUCUCACCUGAGCUGCUGCUCCUUUCAGGUAGGGCAAACUGAGAGGUGAUACCCUUCAGAUCCACUUUUUAGAGAUAUUUCUAAAUUCUGCUGACUGAAUUGCUUGAAGUGGGGUGUCCUGAAGACAUUUCAACAGCUCUUGUCAACACCGACAGCUUCAUCCUGCUCUGUGUGGAAAAAUGCAGUGGGUGUGCCUUGUGCUGGAGCAGAGCUCACCUGGAAUAACCCUGGGAGCUGCCUGCCUGCCCCAGAGAGGCUGUUGCCCAAGAUAACCUGAGUGUAUCUUCCUCUUCAGCUUUCCUCCACGUUGUGCAAGUGGCAUGUGAAGCUUUCCAGGUACGACUGGCAUUCAGAUUUCACUGCUGGCAUUUUCCCAUCUGAUCAUUCCCAAUGGCUUGGGGCUUUCAAGAACUCAAAUGUAUGGCAGCAUUUAACUUGGGAGAACCAGAAGCUUUUGACAGCUGGUGUGUCCUGGGCUGUUUGCCUUGGCUAAAGAACUGGUGGCUCCAGCAGGCAAAAAUAGCACCAAUAUAAAACCUGAUAAUAUUGGUGUCUAGAAAAGAAACAAUUUCUGGCCUCUAAGGGCCACAGACAAUUUUCUGAUUUUUCCUUUGACCAGCUACCUAAUUUCUCAUGAUCUGAGCUACCACCAGCAGCCUAGGCUGUUCAUAAGCAGGCUUCAACCCUGUAAAAUGGCUGCUGGCAGGAGGAACCACGAGGGGACUGACUCGGUUUGUAACAGCCAAAUUCACCUUGACAUCACAGAGGGGAGAAAUGGAUGGGUCCAGCAUAAAGAUGAGAGCUGCUUUCUGCCUUACUCCACUGCUUUCUGGUGGUGCUACCCCUGCCUUGGUGCUGGACUGUAAGAGGCACAGGGCUGUCAGAGCUGAUGGAGGGAUGCUGAGAGCUUCCUGCAUCUGACGGCGUCGGGGGAGCCGGAGCGGGGCCAGCCCUGCAACACCUGCGGGGACCAGUGCCCCGGCUUCGCCCUGCACAAGUGGAGGAAGAUUUGCCUUCACUGUAAGUGCUCCCAGGAAGAGCACAUUGUAACAGUUAUGCCUCUGGAGAUGGAGAAGACAGUCACGAAGCUCAUGUUUGACUUCCAGAGGAAUUCAACUUCUGACGACGACUCAGGCUGUGCUUUGGAGGAGUAUGCCUGGGUGCCCCCUGGCCUGAAGCCUGAGCAGGUGCACCAGUACUACAGCUGCCUGCCCGAGGACAAAGUUCCCUAUGUCAACAGCCCCGGAGAAAAAUCUCGCAUAAAGCAACUUCUUCACCAGCUGCCACCACAUGACAAUGAGGUUCGCUAUUGCAACUCACUGGAUGAGGAGGAGAAGAGGGAGCUCAAACUCUUCAGCAACCAGAGGAAGAGGGAAAAUUUAGGGAGAGGCAAUGUCCGGCCAUUCCCUGUAACCAUGACAGGAGCCAUCUGUGAGCAGUGUGGUGGCCAGAUCAAUGGAGGGGACAUGGCCGUCUUCGCCUCACGAGCGGGACACGGCGUCUGCUGGCACCCUCCCUGCUUCAUCUGCAGUGUCUGCAACGAGCUGCUGGUCGACCUGAUCUACUUCUACCAGGAUGGGAAGAUCUACUGUGGCAGGCACCACGCCGAGUGCCUCAAGCCCCGCUGCGCCGCGUGUGAUGAGAUCAUUUUUGCCGACGAGUGCACCGAGGCCGAAGGGCGGCACUGGCACAUGAAGCAUUUCUGCUGCUUCGAGUGCGAGACGGUGCUGGGGGGCCAGCGCUACAUCAUGAAGGAUGGGAGGCCCUACUGCUGCAGCUGCUUCGAGUCCCUGUACGCCGAGUACUGCGACACCUGCGCCCAGCACAUCGGUAUUGACCAGGGCCAGAUGACGUACGACGGCCAGCACUGGCACGCCACCGAGACCUGCUUCUGCUGUGCCCAGUGCAAGAAGUCUCUGCUGGGACGGCCCUUCCUGCCCAAGCAGGGGCAGAUCUUCUGCUCCAGGGCCUGCAGCAUUGGUGAUGACCCCAACGGCUCUGACUCCUCCGACUCGGCUUUCCAGAGCGCACGAGCCAAGGAAUCGCGCCGCAGCGCCAAGAUCGGCAAGAACAAGGGGAAGGGCGAGGAGGGGGCACGCAGCCCCUGCAACCAGCUGCAGGUCACCUCCAACCGCCUCUCCACCGACGUGGACCCGCUGUCCCUGCAGAUGGAUCUGCUGAGCCUGGCCAGCCAGACACCCAGCCUCAACAGGGACCACUUGUGGAGGAGCCGGGAUGAGCUCUAUCACUAUGGGGGCAAAAUGGAGCAAAGCCAGUCUCAAACCCCCUUGCAGCUUCUCAGCCAGUGCAACAUAAGAACCUCCUAUAACCCCACCCAGGUCCCAGGCUCGCAGUCGGAUUUAUGGGCAAAACACUUCAGCAACCAAAAGAGGAGCUCCUCGUUGGCCAUGAAGAGCCACGGUGGCAGCUUCAUCCAGGACUGCAGAGAGGACUACUACUCAGGGAGGCUCCGCUCGCAGGAGAGCUACAGUGACAUGUCCAACCAGAGCUUCCCAGAGACCAGAGGAAGUGUCAAAGUCCCCAAGUACGAAGAGGAAGAGGAGGGUGGGAUGCCAGCGUCACAGUGCCGCACCCGUCACCCCAUCAGUGCCCUCAAGUUCACAGAGGACCUGACGCCCACCGAGCAGACUCCCCGGGGCUCCAUGGAGUCCCUGGCGCUCUCCAAUGCUACAGGCCUCUCAGCAGACGGCGGAGCCAAGCGCCAGGAGCACCUCUCCAGGUUCUCCAUGCCCGACCUGAGCAAAGACUCGGGCAUGAACGUCUCAGAGAAGAUGAGCACCAUGGGCACCCUGAACUCCUCCAUGCAGUUCCGCAGCGCCGAGUCCGUGCGCAGCCUGCUGUCGGCGCAGCAGUACCAGGACAUGGAGCCCACCCUGCACGACCUCGCCAGCCCCCUCGGCUACCCAGAGCGGCCGGCGCACGGGCGGAUGCACCAGAGCUUCGACUACGGCAGCGGGGUGCCCGGGGGCAAGCUGGGGGCGCAGGAGAUCCCGCGGCACACCCCCAUGAGCGAGCGCACCCGCCGCAGAACCGUGCUGCGCGACGACGAGCGGCACUACCGCCCGCACCGGCCCCGGCGCUCCCGGCGCUCCCGCUCUGACAACGCCCUGCACCUGGCCAGCGAGCAGUGCUACCGCCUCAAGGAGAGGCCCUCGCUGCGAGCCAGGGACGACUACGACCCCUUCGUGCACCAGAGGAGCUGCAGGGAGGCCAUGGAGCAGGGUCCCUGCAGGGAUGUCUACGGCCACUGUCCCCGGACGGUGUCGGAUCUUGCCUUGCAGAACCACUUGGGCGAGAGAUGGGGGCCCUACUUUGCCGAGUACGACUGGUGCUCCACCUGCUCCUCCUCUUCGGAGUCCGACAACGAGGGCUACUUCCUCGGGGAGCCCAUCCCGCAGCCUGCCCGCCUGCGGUACGUGACCAGCGAGGAGCUGCUGCACAAGUACGGCUCCUACAGCAUGCCCAAGUCUUCCACGGUGGGGGCCAGGGGACAGUUGCACAGCCGGAAAAGACAGAAGAGCAAGAACUGUAUCAUAUCCUAAUGGCAUCCUUGCCAGGCACCUUGGGAGAAUGUAAAUUAACUCACGAUCUUGCACUGUUUUAGAUCAUGUAAGUGCUUUUAUUGUAACAAAAAAAAAAAAAAGGCCCGAAGAGUAGGGAUUUGUUAAGAAGGUUGUAGACCGGCUUCUAUAAAUAGUCAUAAUCCUGGGCACAGUGAAUAUAUUUUGCACAUCUUACUUUGGA
Messenger RNA from Passer montanus (Eurasian tree sparrow), 4295 nucleotides. RefSeq names its product prickle planar cell polarity protein 2 (gene PRICKLE2). NCBI's taxonomy places the organism in Eukaryota, Metazoa, Chordata, Aves, Passeriformes, Passeridae. Gene Ontology annotation, molecular function: zinc ion binding. The coding region runs from base 1586 to 4093 and encodes 835 amino acids. The transcript has 11 exons. The record is from RefSeq and is a predicted model, not a curated record.